This is a messenger RNA of Brachypodium distachyon (stiff brome), 2060 nucleotides long. Its product is annotated as 3-oxoacyl-[acyl-carrier-protein] synthase III, chloroplastic. Gene Ontology annotation, biological process: fatty acid biosynthetic process. The record is from RefSeq and is a predicted model, not a curated record. NCBI's taxonomy places the organism in Eukaryota, Viridiplantae, Streptophyta, Magnoliopsida, Poales, Poaceae. The transcript is spliced from 8 exons. Gene Ontology annotation, cellular component: chloroplast. Gene Ontology annotation, molecular function: 3-oxoacyl-[acyl-carrier-protein] synthase activity. Bases 344 to 1567 code for a protein of 407 amino acids.
AUAGAUUGCGCCACCGGUCAGUCUCUCUCAAGUGGCCUCGCCUCACCCGCAUCGCCUUAAAAAAAAGCCUCCCUCUGCCUCCGGGCGGAGCUUUCGAAGCUCCCCUUCCCCCCCUCCCCCUCGCAACCAUCACCGCCGCCCACCGUUCCCACCGCCGCCGCCCCCUCUAUAUCCCCCCUCUCCCCCUCGCAUGCCACGCUCGCCGCGGACCACGACUCCCAGUCCUCCUCCUCCUGCCCGCGAGUGACUCCCUCCUCUAUCCCUCUGUCUCGUGCCCCUGUUGCUGGACGAGGCCGCCUCCGCAGCAGCAGUGUUAGUGUCAGUAGCAGCGAGAUCUCCGGCCAUGGUCGCCGCCUCCGGCCUCGCGCCGCCGCGGGCCGCGGCCGUCGUCCCCUGCACGCGCGCGCGCGGCGGUGGGCAGCACCACCGGGUCGGCUUCUCCCGAUCCCCGCCGGUGGCCGCGGCAUCGGCGGUGGCGGCGAAGCUCCGGUGCUGCGCCUCCGCCGUCGACGACAGCGCGGUCGCGGCAGCGGCCCCCAAGCCCCGCCUCCCCAGGGUGGUUGGUAUGGGUUCAAAGCUCAUUGGAUGCGGAUCGGCCACUCCAGCACUCUGCGUUUCAAAUGAUGACCUCUCAAAAUUAGUUGAAACAUCAGAUGAGUGGAUCGCAGCUCGGACUGGGAUUCGGAACAGGCGUGUUCUUUCAGGGGAUGAAACACUAGGCGGUCUUUCGGUACAGGCAGCACAAAGGGCCCUUGAUAUGGCUCAAGUAAGAGCUGAAGAUGUCGACCUUGUUCUUGUUUGCACAUCUACCCCAGAUGAUCUUUUUGGAGGUGCUGGUCGGGUGCUGGCGGAGCUGGGGUGCACAAAUGCAUUUGGCUUUGAUAUUACUGCUGCCUGUAGUGGAUUCAUUGUUGGUUUAAUUACAGCUACCCGUUUUAUCAAAGGUGGGGGUAUUCAGAAUGUCCUAGUAGUUGGUGCAGAUGCUCUUUCGCAUUAUGUGGAUUGGACAGACAGAGGUACUUGCAUCCUCUUUGGUGAUGCUGCUGGUGCUGUUUUGGUCCAGGCAUGCAAUGCUGAUGAAGAUGGCUUGCUAGGUUUUUCUGUGCAAAGCGAUGGCAAUGGACAAAAGCACCUGCAUUGUUCAUCGUCGAACACUGAGGACGUCUUGUCGAAGACCAAUGGUGCCCCUACCUUCCCACCAAAGAAGGGGACCUUCUCAUGCAUUGAAAUGAAUGGAAAGGAGGUUUUUCGCUUUGCCGUACGUUGUGUGCCACAGUCCAUUGAAAGGGCAUUAGAGGAGGCUGGUCUACCUGCCUCCAGUAUUGAUUGGCUGUUGCUGCACCAAGCUAACCAACGGAUUAUCGACGCUGCCGCUAACCGGUUAGCUAUCCCAUCGGACAAAGUUAUUUCAAAUCUUGCUAAUUACGGCAACACCAGUGCAGCGUCCAUCCCAUUAGCGUUGGAUGAGGCCGUUCGCGGUGGGAAAGUGAAGACAGGUGAUAUUAUUGCAGCAUCCGGUUUUGGAGCUGGGCUUACCUGGGGUUCAGCCAUCGUCAAAUGGGGCUAAUUGUUCUUCAUGCUGAACUACCAAACCCAAAGCUUUUGCCACAUGGCCCUAGGUUUAAGCCUUUACGGGGUCAUUUACGCUUUCCCUGUCCAAAAAGUUUCUUUUAUCUCCAUCGUUUUUCUUGCACAUGAACACAGUGGCACUUUGCCUUAUUCAUCUAUUCCUUUGGCCCUUUACACAGCUCAGUUGUCAUUGUGGUUACUGGUUACUUGGUUAGCAGCGAGUCUGUAUUGUACUAGUUCUCUGUAGUUUGAGUGGUGGGCGGGAUUAUUUUGAACCUCGGAUGGAAAUUAGCUGGUAUCGGGGGGAGAUUACAAUGUAAAGUGUUAAUGGGCCUUCUUAGCAAGGUUUUGCCUGGAAAUUCCAUUGAACUGUGGUCGAUGUCACGGCCUUCACGGCCUUCAUAGAUUCCAUUGAACCUUGGCUAUCUGGAAUAAGCAUGUACAAGGACACUAAUGGUUAUGGACAUUGUAGUGUGGCAAAUGCUUUGUAA